Hemiscyllium ocellatum (epaulette shark) is the source of this 4987-nucleotide messenger RNA. It is a transcript of the gene efcab6, whose product is annotated as EF-hand calcium binding domain 6. The transcript is spliced from 33 exons. Gene Ontology annotation, cellular component: nucleoplasm. The coding region runs from base 60 to 4886 and encodes 1608 amino acids. The record is from RefSeq and is a predicted model, not a curated record. Gene Ontology annotation, molecular function: calcium ion binding. NCBI's taxonomy places the organism in Eukaryota, Metazoa, Chordata, Chondrichthyes, Orectolobiformes, Hemiscylliidae.
AGGGACAGACAGAGACAGAGAUACACUCAUACAGAUUAUUGGUACAGUACUGAAAGAAGAUGGUUGGCUCUUCCCCAGACUUGGGAUCUCUUUGUCUGGAGUCUCGUGGAAUGCCACUAACUCCAAGACCUCAGUCAACAUCAGGAAGGAGCUCAUCACGUAACUUCAACAGCCGAUCUUCACUGCAAUCAUCUUCAGGAUCAUUAUUCUCUGAGCCAGAUCUAAGAUAUUCUAUUACAAAAAUUGAACAUAUUCUUGCUGAGAGAGCAAAAGAGAAAGAAGCUGACUUGAGGAGAGCUUUCUAUGCUUAUGAUGUACAUCGAAACCUAACGGUCACCAAAGACGAAUUCCUAAGAGUGAUUGAAAAGUAUCUGUUGCCACUUAAUCCAAAACAGUUCCAGGAUCUACUUGCAAGGCUUCCCAUCAGUAGUGAUGAAACAGUUCCUUACAAUGUAUUUCUGGACCAGUUCUGUAUAUCUGAUGGAUCUCGAGUAAGAAGUACACUUAGCAGGAGCAGUUCUGUUAUGACCAAGUGCAAUAUGACAAUAAAAGAGAUCGAGAAUCAUCUCAAAGAAAAGAUUUCAAAUAAUUUAAAAAACCUCAUCAGAGCCUUUAAGUUGUUUGAUUAUAACAAGGAUGAGCACAUUCGGUGCUAUGAUGUUCGACGAGUUCUUGAGAGCUACUGCUUUCGAAUGACAGAUUCUCAAUUUGAAAGGCUUUGUUCUCGACAUCAACUGUCCAGAACUGGAACAGUGAAUUACAAGGAAUUCCUACAAAAACUGGGCAUUUAUGUUGAACCCUAUAAGAAACAUGUUUCAGAAAGUGUGGCACAAGCAAUGAACUGGGAAGCUUCUCCUCGAGAGCAAGAGAAACAGCCAGGUUUUCAUCGACCAAUGAUGGAAGAGUCUGCCAUAAACUUAGAAAGAUUAUCCAUGGAAGAAAUUGAUUUGGCUUUACGAAAAAAGGUGCGAACCAACUAUCAGGGUUUGUUGCAGGCAUUUGCAGCUUUUGAUGUGACCAAAAGUGGUUUAAUCUCAGUGGAAGACCUCAAAGCAAUUUUCAACAAUUUUGUGUUUCCUCUGAGCAAUGAAAUCUUUGAUGGCCUGAUGGAUAGGUUCAAUAUUAAACCUACUGGCAAAAUAGCAUGGAAACCAUUUUUACUCAGUUUGACAGAAUCGUCACCUAUGGAGAAUAGAUGGGCCAUCCCAACGCAGCACAGUGACAAGACUUUAGGAUUCUCCUUGCAGGACGAAACCAUGCCUGGUAUUACAGAUGCUCCAAAGUCAGCUCCUUGUAAAUCAGAAAAUCAUGAAACAAAGUUUCAUGUAGAUCCUGUUGGAAAGAUAAUUGACAACAGCAAAAGUAGAGACCUUUUACGGAAGCUACACAAAUACUUACAGGAGAGAUACCCUGCACUAAAGAAGGUAUUGAGAAGUUUUGAUGAUAAUCACAAAGGUAUAAUCACUAGACAAGAACUGCGUCGAAUUCUGCAGAGUGUUCCUUUACGACUAACUGAUAAACAGAUUAAGGAUCUUAUGCUGUUGCUGGACCCAGAGCAUAGUGGGGUUGUUCACUAUAAUCAUAUCCUCGAUUUAAGUGAAACAGAUGAAGAAAAGAUUAAUGGAAGGUAUAUGAAUGGAGCUACAACAGUUAAACAAGAUACCCCUGAGGAAGCGGUGUGGAAGACUGUGGAAGAUAUUCUCCGUAACAAAAUUAAUCAAAAUUGGAAAGAAAUGCAAAAGGCUUUGAUGAAGAGUGAUCCUGAAAAGACUGGCACAAUAUCCCUUGCUGCAUUGCGAAAGAUCCUAGAAACCUACUGUCUCUCAAUUUCUGAUCAACACUUUGAGAAAUUAUGCCAGCAACAACAGAACAACAACUUACAUGUGUCAUACCAACAAUUUCUGGAAAGUCUUGGGGUGCAUGACAUUCCUAAAAUCGUUGGCACUGAUGUGCUUCAACAACAAGACAAAAAAAGAUUAGCAAAGCAAGGAAAUGAAAACCUUAUACGAGGCAGUAUGAUGACAGUGAAUGAGGUGAAAUCAGAGCUGUGGCAACGUAUUAUGAACUGCGACAGUGUCAUUAGAAAAAGUUUCCUGACCCACAAGAACCAAUCCAAUGGAAAAAUCAACAAGGAAGGAUUCAAGAAGGUGUUGCAUGAUUGUGAAAUAAUCAUGGAUGAUCAUCAGUUUGACAUUCUGGCUGACAUGCUGGGGUUCAAGAAUCAAGAAUUUAGUUUCUCCGACUUUUCACAACGCUUUAAAGAUUACAGAUCAGUAAAGCAGUGCUACAGUGAUACAGGUGAUUCCAAAAUGAAACGCAUGAUUGCAGAUGACUGUUUUAAUUACAUCACGGAUAAACUGAAAAGUACAAUUUUGGAUUUGCAUUCUGUAUUUGAUCGAUUGGACCGUAAUCAUGAUGGACUAAUUACAAUGUACGACUUUCGUACUCUGUUUGACAACUGCUUGCUUUCAACAACAGAGUAUCAUCGCUUUUUAGGGAUGGUGGGACUGAUACCUGAGGCAAAACUAUCCUAUCUUGAUUUCUUUAAGGUGUUAAAUAUGAUCGAGUCCAAACAGAGCCCCCGCUGGAAUACAUCUGUUUACAAUUGUCUUGAAAUAAACUAUUUUCAUGAGCACAAACAAAGGGCAAAAAGCGACCAAAAUUAUAAUCUGAGACGGAAACAAAGAACACUGGAAAGUUGCAGCUCAAUAUAUGACAAAGAUUGUUCGUUGCUUGCCUGUGAGCAGGUCCAUGACUUCUUAGCUGCUAAAGCCAAAACAGGAUGGCAUGAACUGUCUCAGGCUUUUAAACGUAUUGACUCAGAUGGUAACCUUAUUGUGGAAAAGAAAGAUAUGAGGGACCUUUUGUAUCAGCUCUGUUUGCCAAUUUCAGCAGAACAAUUUGAAAAACUUUGGUCUUGGUAUGAUUCAGAUAAGAAAGGCUUUACCACCCACCUUGAGUUCCUGAAGAAGCUUAGGAAUAGAUUUGCAAGACCGGUCCAGACAGACAGUAAACAAAUCGUUCCAGAGAGCCGAGGCAGAUUAAUGGAUCAGUCCAACAAGCAACAGCAAUUCCACACCGAUGGAAUCCAACAGAAACUUCAGACAGGAAAUCUUAAUAUCACUGAGCUGAAAAAGCAGCUUAAAGCUAAAUUCAGGAACCACCAUAAAGGCUUUCAUGAGGCCUUUGACAAACUAGAUAAAAGGAAUGAUGGCUGUGUGUCAGUAAAUGAUUUUCAAAGGGUGCUGAAGGAUCAUAACUACCACCUGGGUGAAGAACAACUUAAACAGCUCUUGGUCAGGUAUGAACAGACAUUACACUUGGUUAUCAGGCACCCAACAGAUGCAAUUUUUGUAGCGUGCAAUCCUCAAGUCUUGUUGUGUCAAAAUGGAAUUGCCAUCUGUUUAUAUUUGCUCUUGGUUCACACAUCCCACUUCAGUUUGGAAAUCCCGAUGCACAAUUGCAAAUUUUCUUACGCUGAUUUCUUGAGAGCCAUUGAGGAUAUUGAAGAUAAGUCACUGAAGCGUGGCCCAAAACUUACAUUUAUUCCACGUGAAAAUUUUCAAAUACAAUCUCCAGAGAAAAUGCUCACUAAACUAAAAGGAGAAGUCGCCAAAUCCUCAAAUGCAUUGUUGGAGGCCUUCAAAUCAUUUGAUAAAUAUGGGAAUGGAAAGAUCAAUUCAUUAGCAUUCCGCCAGGUACUUCAUAAUGUAUGCUUCAGACUAACAGACAAGGAGUUCAAUUACCUUCUCAGCAAAUUGAAAUUAGAUUCAGACUACAUGGUAGACUGGCUUGACUUUCUACAGAGCUACAAUAUCUACAAUUAUAAGGCUGCAGAGAAACCAGAAGGACAAGAUCAAGCCAGCAGACCUAAGUCAUCUCAACAGUUAACAAUGGUUGAAAUUAUGUCCCACAUCCGAGAGGUGGUUAACUCAUGCCUCUACAUCAUUACUCAAGAGUUUGAAGAGGUUGAUUAUGCAAAUAUAAAAGUUGUUUCUAAGAAGCACUUUAAGGAAAUAUUUUUCAAACAUUUCAUGAGCCUCACAGAUGAACAGUUUGAAAACCUAUGGAACCAUUUGCCAGUCAAUGAAUUUGGAAAUCUGGAUUAUCAUAAAUUUCUGAAUCAGUUCACUGGACAGCAGUCGGGGGAAUCACAACCGAAGGGAAAUACAUCACUGACUAAACCAUCCACACCUGGAUCUGGGAGCAGGCCUCCUUCUGAAGCUCGACGCCCCAAAACUUCAUCUUCCAUCCACAGUGAUAGAAAGGAGUUGGCUCAACAACGAGCCUCCAUGACACCAUCAGUGAACUGUGAGGAAAUUGAGCAGAGGCUGAAGAAAGAUGUUUCCAAAAUCUGGAAGGCGAUAGAGAAGGAGUGCAAAGAGAAGGACACUGAGAACAGGGGUGAAAUUGACGCCAAAGCUUUUAAGGAUAUAAUGAAGAAGUUUUGCUUGAUAGUUAAACCAGAAGAAUUCCAGCAGCUGGCAAAAAAAUAUGAUAUCAAGAACACUGGACGUUUUGCAUACAAUGAAUUUCUUCAGCGACUCGUCCUGUCACUGGGGCCAUUAGACGAGAACCCACUGGAGAGAAUGAGAAUCCCACAUCCAAAGAUCCCAAUGAGUCCAGGAACAGAACAUGAGAUAUUUACUGACUUAAUGAUGCGUAUCCAGCCAUGUAUAGCAAAAUGUUGGAAGCUAAUGCGCCGUACUUUCAAAGUCUAUGAUGAUAUUGGGAGUGGGUACAUCUCACUUUUUCAAUUUCGACAGGUCUUGCGGCAGUAUGGGAUCAACAUAACUGAGGAAGAGUUUUACUAUCUGUCGUCUUAUUAUGACAAGCAUCUACAAGGAACAAUCUCAUACAAUGAAUUUCUGCGCGCAUUCCUCUGAUAAAUGUCUACUUAUAUUUUUAUUGAAUAGAGAGAUAAAACAGAUUUACAGUGAUAUGGUAACAGCUCUAAGCUAAAGUGGUUUGCUAGAUGGUCAACCUU